UCGACCAUCACAGGCAGAAUUCGCCCCGGGCUGGGAGCACAUGGAAGGGACAGCGGCCAGGCAGCUUCCCAGGCCGGGGUAAAUCUAACCGGUUCUAGAGCGGGCUUCCCGAAGUCCCCGACCUUCGAGGGUUCAGGAGCCCCUCAGGCCAGGGUCAAGCUGAGAACACGGCCAGCGGAAAGCACCCGAGGGCUCUGGGCGGAAAAGCGGGGCAGAGAAGCCCCGCCCCCGGGAGGAGGACAGGCCGGGGGCGGGGCCUCUCGAUCGGCGGAACUCUCUUCGACCCCUCCCGCGCUGCCGCCCGGACGCAUUUCGCAGACACACGGGCGCCCUAACGACGGGCGCCUCGUUGCUAAGGGACGGCUAGAAGAAUUCCUGCGCGCAUGGAGACUAGAAGUUGCAGACCACAGGCCUCUUCACCAUCCCUGACAUGACAAGGAAUUGGCCAUCAGAAUCAUUUCUCCCAGAACAAGCUUUGGAAAUCUUUAGAUAUAUCCUUUUGCCACACAGAUCUGGCAGGAUUUGGGAUCUGCAUUCUCUUUCUCCUGCCCUUCUCCCUCCCCCUGCCAAAAGAAAAAUAAGGACAAAAUUUAUUACAAACCAUACAGUCAACAAAACGAAUUCCCACAUUGACCAGCCUACAGAUGUUUUUUACAAAUAAAGUAUUAUCAUUUGAAGACUUAAGAACCCAAUCAAAUUAUUUCAACCUGAGAACAGUGUAAUUACAACACCAAAGAUUCCCAGGAAUGCCAGCUCAGAUGUGCCAGCAGUGGCAGGCGGCAUUGGCGAAGGUGUUGACUGAGUGCUUUGAACCAUGGGCAAACUCCAGAGUAAAAUCAAAUAUAAUACCUACAAAUACAGAACUGAAGGAUAUGUGGAAGAGAAUGGUUGCACUAACGUGGUCGAGGAGUACAAACAAGCUCAUACUGAUGCUGUCAACUCAGUUACUGCUCUGAAUUCAGACAUUUGUGUUUCAGGAGGAAGAGAUAAGAUGGUUGUGGCCUACAACUGGAGAUCUGGAGAUACAAUGAAACAGUUCAAAGGACAUGACCGGGAAAUCACCAAGGUAGCCUGUGUUUUUGGAUCAAACCAGUUUUUCAGUGCAUCUCGUGACAAGACAGCAAUACUAUGGGAGUUGAAUGGAAAUUCUCAACCAAUUCAACAGUUUCCAGGUCAUGACAUGGUUGUUACAGGCUUAGCUGUGAAUCCAGAUUCUUCACAGAUAUGUACUGGUUCUCGGGACAAUACUCUCUGCAUGUGGGAUGUAAAGACUGGAGAAUGUCUUCAAAAAGCUACUAUUUCAAGAAAUCUGGUUACUCAUCUGUGCUGGAUCCCUAGAGAAUCACUUUUUCUCCAGACCUCAGAAGAUAAAACUAUCAGAAUUUGGGACAGUCGGAAGUUGCAAGUGGCUCAUAAAUUUCCAGUAAAGCAACACAUUCAGACUUACUGUGACGUCAGUCCAGAUGGUUAUUACUGUGUCUCCUGUAGCAGUGGCUUUGGAGGAGAAGGCUGUGAAGCAACACUGUGGGACCUAAGACAAACUAGAAGUAAAAUAUGUGAAUACAAAGGACAUUUCCAGACAGUGACAUCCUGUGUCUUCCUGCCAAAUGGGUUAUCUCUGAUACCAGCAAUUGCCACCUCAUCAUAUGAUAACAAGGUGAAGAUUUGGAACCAAUAUACUGGAGCCUGCCUUUUCACCCUCCCUCUGGAUGGAUCUGGCCCUUUGGUUUCCUUGGCCGUCUGUGACACUUCCUCCCUCCUUUGUGCAAGUUUCAACUCUGGAAUUCACUUACUUAGAAUCAGUAACAGCAGAGGGCUGCAGAUGCAGGAAGUGGCCAAGUUUUGAUGCCCUGUAACCUUCCUUUGUAAAGGAACCUGGGGCAAAAACAAAUCUUGAAACCUCCUCUCUCUCAGUGUAAGGUUUCUUUCCCUUAGGUCCACGCCAUUCAGGAGGACAUAAGGAACAUAUUUAAGAAUGAUAUACGGGUGUUAGCUCAGAGGUUGAAACACAAGUCUAUUCUUUCAAAAACAAGAUUAUUUGGCUUAGUUUAAAAAUGAAAGUUUUAGUUUUAGAAAUGAAACUAUGAAGUUCUUAAGCCAAACUUCAUCUAAAUAAUUCUGAUUUUAACAUAUUGCCCCAACCAUCUAAAAUGUGCCCACUUUGAUAGGCAAGAGAUGUUUAGGAACCAGAUGGAGAGCCUCCCCUUGUUGAUGUCAGUCAGCACCAUCUCUGAAACUAAUCUUCUUUAGAGAGCUGCGUAGAGGUUAAGUGAAUUGCCCAGGAUCACACAACCAGGAUGGGCCAGAUAUGGGAUGUGAGGCCAAAGGCAGAUGUGGGCAGAGCCAGGAAGGAAUAACUAGGACAACAAAUAGGAAAGCACAAAAAGGAGCUAAGGUGGAGCCUCAUCAGAGUCUGUUCAGUUUGUUCUCAAGGGAGAUAAGUCCUGGCCAUGUCCCUGCUGGGAUAAGUCUGGUUUUCUCUCUGCUUUCUCCCACUUUCUCUUUCUCCAUCUUUCUUACCCUCUCUCCUCUCUCCCCAUUGUUUUUCAACCGUCCUAAAAACACACCAGCAUUCUUUUUGUACAAUUCAAGCAUCUUAGAUUGUUUUCAGUGGAGAUGGAGGAAUACAUUAUCUUCUGUAAAACAAUCACACUUUUCUUUUCUCCAGAUUAAAUAAUUCUGAUACCUUUAACCUUUCCUCAUAAAUCAUAUUUUCUACUUGUUAUUUCUCUUUGAAUCCUCUCUGUAGUCUGUCUCAUGUUGCAAAGCUUCUUAUUUAAAUAAUCCCAUCAACUUUAGCACACUUGAAUGAAAUGCCUUCUUAGUACAAAGUAUUAAUCACAGUAAGUGCUAAGGAUCGGAGAAGUUAAAAAAUCUCUGGCCCUGGCCCUAUUCUCAAGGAGCCUGUUGUCUGAGAUUACCUUAAAGCUCUACUACCUUGUAUCUGAGAAUAACUAGAUACAAAGUGGAUCUCCAGUAAGGGCCAAGAGGGGCCUCCAGGAACCUAAAAAGAGGGAGGGAACAUGUUACUAAUGUCAGCCAUUUGGUCUGAUUGAUCUUCUGCCUCCUUUGGAGCCCAAACCUUUGCAUUCAAGACAUUUGGCUUCCUGUAAUCUCUCACCAUUUUGCAGCUGACAUCCUCUUAUUUCCAAAGAGAGAGAGAGAGAGGAGGCAGGGAGAAGUAGGAGAGCGGGCGCAAUCAGGAAGUCAGGGCCAGCUAUGGUGGACCUGAAAGAAUUAAAGGGAGGAAAACUUGCUAAUUUAGCUCCCAAGAAAACUAACUUUUCUGGGGCAGCUAGGUGGCGCAGUGGGUAGAGCACCAGCCCUGAAAGUCAGGAGGACCUGAGUUUAAAGCGGGUCUCAGACACUUAACACUUCCUAGCUGUGUGAUCCUGGGCAAGACACUUAACCCCAAUUGUCACAGCAAAUUUAAAAAGAAAAGAAAAGAAAAUUACAUUUUCAGACAAACAAUUUCUUGCUCUAGCACUAAAGCACCAAAGUAGCAGCUGCUGCUUCAUUGGUCUGUGUAGGACCCAAAAGUGAGACAGAAUAGUGGUGGGUUAAGUGGAACUGUACAUUUGAUGUCAGAGGUUAAGGUUUAGAGCUCAAUUUGCUGCUCACUAGGUGACCUUUGGCAAAUCAGUUCACCUCUCAGGGCCUCAGUUUCCUCUUCUGUAAAAUGAGGAGAUGGGACUAAUUGAUUUCUAAAGUCUCUUUUGUCUUCAAAUGAUUUAUAUGAGUUUUACUUGGAAAAAAAAUGUUAAACUACUAAUGACUGAUUAGUAUCUCAUUUCUAGUGUUUGGCUAAGCAGUGUGUUAAAGAUGUAAGUUGCUUACCAGUGUAUUCUUGUCCAAUUCACUGAACGAUUUUUUGGGCACCUACUAUACACAAGUCCCUUUCAGUCAGCUCUAACUAGCCUGAGCCAGACUGUCCAAGUGCCCAAAGAUCUCUCUCUUGGAAACAGCACAAACUCUUUUUUACCAAGAAGAGUUUUCUAAGUUGCUGCUUCCAAUUAAAAAACAAUCCCUAGCUUCCAAAGCGGGUUGGUUUGUUCUCAGGUUUUGGCACUUGGCAGAACCUGACCCACUGUAUGCUAAGGGUAGUGUGCUGUAAAUGUUUUUGCUUAAAAUGUGAGUGAACAGAAAUGUUCUGGUUCUUCAUGUAGAGGUUAUAUUAAAUCCCUUGAGAAUGACUUAGGGAAAAGAACUGAUCUUGAUUUGUAAUUUUAAAAUUAAAUAACUGUUUCUAUAUUUGUAUUGUGAUUGGUGACCAACAAUAAUGUAUUGCCUGCUUUACAUGGGCAUGUUCAAUGUGAAUUUCAAACUCUGUUCACAAGUUGAUUAAUGAAUUGUAUCAAACGAAAGAUUUCAAUCCAUUCACUCAACACAUACUUACUGAAAACAUACAAGAUCCAAGGCACCGAUGGCACUUUUUUAUCGUGAAACCUGAGUGUACUCAUUUUAGAGAUCAGACAUUUAUUUGAUGUGUUGUGUUUUUCGUUUAAAUAAUAAUGAGUUAAAAUAAAUGAAGAUGAAAACCCAGAAAAUAUAUUGUACUUGUUCAUGUUUCUGAAGAAAUGAUAAAUUAGUAGGUUCUCCCAACUACCAGUCAGGACAUCAACUAUACUAAGUCAAGAUGAAACUAUUCAUGAACUUGUUCUUAAAUAAAUUUGUAUAUGUACAAUA
Antechinus flavipes (yellow-footed antechinus) is the source of this 4686-nucleotide messenger RNA. It is a transcript of the gene WDR31, whose product is annotated as WD repeat domain 31. The transcript is spliced from 12 exons. The coding region runs from base 815 to 1846 and encodes 343 amino acids. Gene Ontology annotation, molecular function: protein binding. Lineage: Eukaryota; Metazoa; Chordata; Mammalia; Dasyuromorphia; Dasyuridae. The record is from RefSeq and is a predicted model, not a curated record.